Messenger RNA from Maniola jurtina (meadow brown), 2128 nucleotides. It is a transcript of the gene Ctu1, whose product is annotated as cytoplasmic tRNA 2-thiolation protein 1. The record is from RefSeq and is a predicted model, not a curated record. Gene Ontology annotation, biological process: tRNA wobble position uridine thiolation. The transcript is spliced from 5 exons. Lineage: Eukaryota; Metazoa; Arthropoda; Insecta; Lepidoptera; Nymphalidae. The coding region runs from base 198 to 1736 and encodes 512 amino acids. Gene Ontology annotation, cellular component: mitochondrion; cytosolic tRNA wobble base thiouridylase complex. Gene Ontology annotation, molecular function: tRNA binding.
UUAUUAAUUUUUGAGGUUAUAAUGUGCUUUUUAGUUUGUUCAGAAUUCAGAUCGAUUUCAGCAAAAUCAAAGUAAAGCAAAUUUUAGUAAAUAACUAUUGAUCUGAAAGAAAUAAAUAAUACCUAGUUGUGCUGUGCAUGUAAUCGACUAUAGAACAAUAUCACAAUCAAAGAAUAUACUACUCUCUAACCACAAUUAUGCCAAUACCAUGUACAACUGGAUGUGGCAAAAAUGCAUCCCUGAAGCGUCCAAAAACUGGUGAUGCACUUUGCAAGGAAUGUUUCUUCUGGGCAUUUGAAACAGAGAUACACUUUACCAUCACUAGAGGUGGAUUAUUCAACAGAGGUGACUAUGUAGCUGUUGCCGCGUCUGGCGGGAAGGACUCCACUGUGCUGGCACAUAUUCUCAAACUAUUGAACGAGAGAUAUGACUAUGGAUUAAAUCUUACGCUUUUGUCAAUUGAUGAAGGAAUUACAGGUUACAGAGAUGACAGUCUUGAAACAGUAAUGCAAAACAGUGUAGACUAUGUGAUGCCACUCAAGAUUUUAUCAUACAAAGACUUAUAUGGCUGGACUAUGGAUGAAAUUGUCGCUCAAAUAGGAAGGAAGAAUAACUGUACAUUCUGUGGGGUAUUCAGGCGGCAGGCGUUGGACAGAGGGGCUGCCUUGCUCAACGUGAAGUGUAUAGCAACUGGCCAUAAUGCUGAUGAUAUUGCGGAGACUGUGCUGAUGAAUGUACUUAGAGGAGACAUUGCUAGGUUGAAUAGGUGUACUGCUAUAUCUACUGGUAGUGAAGGGACAAUCCCUCGAGUAAAACCACUGAAAUAUACCUACGAAAAAGAAAUAGUAAUGUAUGCGCACUACAAGAAACUUGUCUACUUUUCAACGGAGUGUGUGUUUGCUCCAAAUGCCUACAGAGGGCACGCGCGAGCUCUGCUCAAAGACAUGGAAAAAAUUAGACCCACCUGCAUUAUGGAUAUUAUUUACUCAGGUGAAACAAUGACUGUCAAAGAAAAAGUAUCUCUACCAAUACAAAGAAUAUGCUCUAGAUGUAACUUUGUGUCUUCUCAAGAAGUUUGCAAAGCUUGCGUCCUGUUAGAAGGAUUAAACAAAGGCCUACCGAAACUUGGUAUAGGCAAAAGUUCUAAAGCUAAGAAAAUGUUACAAGACUACAAUGCAAAACAAAAUAAUAGCCUAGAGCAAGCUAUAAAUGAAAUAAAUGACGAAUCUAAGAAAAAUAAUUGCAUUUCCAAAGGAAAAAUAUGCAUGAGUAAGAAAACACAGUGUAAUGAAAAUAAAGAAUCAGAUUCAAAUACAGAUAGUGAAAACACAUGUAAGAGAGUACAGAGUAAUGAACGAAAUGGACUUACAAAUAAUGAAAAUGCAGAAUGUUGUGGUGAAAAUACAUGUAGUCGUAAUAGAGCGAAAGAACCACGUGGGGCGAAUUCAAAAGCCGAAAAACUUCUAGCGGAAUAUGGAAUACCAGAAUUUAGUAACAAAAAUAAUGCAACUGUUGAAACAAAUUCAAUACAAAACGAAAAUGCUGAUGAGAAGGAAAUUAGUGUGAAUAAUUUGAGCAAUGGAACAAAUUCAACACAAGAUUGUGAGAAUGAAGUUGAUAAUGUUGAAGAAUUUGAAGUAGAUUUUCAUGUAAAUAUUGAAAAUAUUGUAAAGGAAGAAGAUGAGACCUGUGCGGGUGCAUGUGGAAAGAUUGAUUCAUUGCAUAUAGGUUUCUGACCAUAGAUAUUGAUUACAUGAAUUUGAAAUUUUAAUAUAGUAUAAUGCGCGCAAAACUUCGGAGACAUGGUUGCUAACUAUAGGCCUCAUAUGAAAGCUAAGUCACUCAGCUCAGCAGAUGAUGAAGAGAGGUAUGCUUGGAGUUUCUCUACAUGAUCAAAUCAGGAAUGAGGAUCUGUAGGAGAACCACAGUAAUCGACAUAUCUAAACGGGUUGCAAAGCCGAAGUGGCAAUGGCCAGGCACACCUAGUUCGAAAAAAACGAUAAACGUUUGGUGUUCAAAGGUACUAGAACGUGGGAAAAUCCUCUAUUAGAAGGACCAAACCGAGAGCCGCUGGAUUCAGGCGGCGCAAGACCAUGGCCUGUGGAAGUACAAAAGACUAUGUCCAGCA